AUGCCUGCCCGAUCCGACAUUACCUAUUUUGGCGCCGGCCCGGCCCUGCUGCCGACCGAUGUGCUUGAGAAGGCGGCACAGGCGCUGCUGGACUUCAACGGCACCGGCCUGGGCAUCGCCGAGCACAGCCAUCGCUCCGAGCUGGCCACUAGCAUCAUCAACGAGGCCAAGGUCGACCUGGCUACCUACCUCGACAUCCCCGCCGCCGACUAUGAAGUCCUCUUCAUGCAGGGCGGUGGUACCGGCGAGUUCUCGGCCUCAGUUUACAACCUUGUCGGCGCCUGGGUUGCCCGCCAGCACGCGGCGGUGCUGAAGGACCUGGGCGGCUCCGAGGCGGCCGACGAGGCUGCCGUCGUCGCCGCCCUGCGCGCCAAGGUUGAGACUGACUUGAAGCUCGACUACAUCGUGACCGGCGGCUGGUCCCUCAAGGCCUACCAGGAGGCUGUGCGCCUGCUGGGGCCAGAGUAUGUCAACCUGGCCGCCGACGCACGGCUCGAGAACGGCGGCAAGUUUGGUAAGAUUCCCGACCAGGCCAGCUGGAAGCUGAGCAAGGACGCCGCUCUGGUCUAUUACUGCGACAACGAGACCGUGGAUGGCGUUGAGUUUCCCGAGUUUCCUAGCGCUCUGGCCCCCAAGGCCGACGGCACCGGCCCCAUCGUCGUGGCCGACAUGUCGUCCAACAUCCUGUCGCGCCGCAUUCCCGUCGCAAACCACUCGCUGCUCUUCUUCGGCGCUCAAAAGAACCUCGGAUCGACGGGCGUCACCGUCGCUGUCCUCAAGAAGACGUUUCUCCCGCCCACCAUCACGCAGCCUAGCCCCGCGCUGAUGCGCAGGCUAGGGCUCCCCAUCCCUCCCAUCGUACUGCAGUACGAGAUCGUUGCCAAGAACAACAGUUUGUACAAUACUUUGAGCAUCUUUGAUGUCUACGUUGCGGGCCAGGUUCUGAAGAAGCUCUUGAGCACCUUUCCUAACAAAGUUGACGGCCAACAGGCGGUGGCUGAGAAGAAGGCAGAGAUUAUCUACUCCGCCCUAGAGGCCCACCCAGAUGUCUACAAGAUAGUGCCGGACAAGACAGCCCGCUCGAGGAUGAACAUCUGCUUCCGCGUCAUCAAGAACGGAACAACGGACGAGUCUGAGAAGGCCUUCUUGGAAGAGGCAACGGGCCUGGGCCUUACGGGGCUCAAGGGCCACCGAAGCGUUGGUGGCAUCCGCGCCAGCAACUACAACUCGAUUCCUCUCGAGGGAGCAGAGAAGCUUGCCAAGCUCAUUGAGGCCUUUGCUAAGGCCUGA
Messenger RNA from Lasiosphaeria miniovina, 1290 nucleotides. RefSeq names its product phosphoserine aminotransferase. The transcript is spliced from 3 exons. Gene Ontology annotation, molecular function: O-phospho-L-serine:2-oxoglutarate transaminase activity; pyridoxal phosphate binding. Gene Ontology annotation, biological process: L-serine biosynthetic process. Lineage: Eukaryota; Fungi; Ascomycota; Sordariomycetes; Sordariales; Lasiosphaeriaceae. The record is from RefSeq and is a predicted model, not a curated record. Gene Ontology annotation, cellular component: cytoplasm. Bases 1 to 1290 code for a protein of 429 amino acids.